Astyanax mexicanus (Mexican tetra) is the source of this 2020-nucleotide messenger RNA. RefSeq lists its product as uncharacterized. NCBI's taxonomy places the organism in Eukaryota, Metazoa, Chordata, Actinopteri, Characiformes, Acestrorhamphidae. The transcript is spliced from 3 exons. The coding region runs from base 157 to 2019 and encodes 620 amino acids. The record is from RefSeq and is a predicted model, not a curated record.
AGGGUAAAGCUGCAGACCCGGAGACUGCAGUUUUAGGACCGCUGCAGAUUCAGGACCGCUGCAGUUCUAGGACCCUACUCUGCCGCCUAGCGACAUGAGUGAUUAUUACACAGUAGGCGGGACCAGCGAGAGAGGGAGUGAGUGGGGUGCAGGUGUAUGCUAAAGGCUUUUCUCCUCAUAGCUGUUGUCGUCGUCGAAUUGUGUGGCACAGUUUGGUGCACGAUGGAGUACAGUCGGAAUAUGCAUAUAACAAUUCAAGAGGGUCGAGCUAUGCCUAAACUGGAAAGAUGCACCACAUGCUGCAAAAAGUUCCACUGCCCAUUUUGCUCUUCAUCUUUGUUCAACCCAACAAAGUUAAGCAAAGUCAAAACCCAUUUAGAAAGCCAUUUCAGCCGAGCUGUUUUCCAAAAAGAGUACACCAUUCACAGAUGUGGAUUAAAGUGCAGACCACAAUUGCAUUACCAUUGUAUCCACUGCCAGUCAACGCUGUCACGUAAAGCAGACUUCAUUAAACAUGUGUCCUUGUGCAAGGAGAAGGACUCUUCUGUACCCCACAUCCCAGCUAAAACUAACCCCACCACCCCUGCUCCAAAAACCACCACCACCCCUGCUCCAAAUACGACCACCACCCCUGCUCCAACAACCACCACCACCCCUGCUCCAAAUACGACCACCACCCCUGCUCCAACAACCACCACCACCCCUGCUCCAAUAACCACCACCAUUCCUGCUCGAAUAACCACCACCACCCCUGCUCCAAUAACCACCCCCACCCCUGCUCCAGCAACCAUCACCACCCCUGCUCCAAUAACCACCCCCACCCCUGCUCCAGCAACCAUCACCACCCCUGCUCCAAUAACCACCCCCACCCCUGCUCCAAUAACCACCACCACCCCUGCUCCAACAACUUCCACCAGCUCAAUUUCAGCAACCUCCACCACUGUCAAUGUGACAACCAUGCCAAAAACACAGGUGAAAAGCAUCUGUGCAAAGCACAAAUGUCCCAAAUGCCAGGUUGUCAUGAACAAAACAAAUUUAAAAAGGCACCUUGAAAGGAAACAUACACACCAAUAUAAGGACAUAACAGCAAGUUCAAAUCUCCAGAGUGAAUGCAUAGAUCCAGAGAAUGGAAUUUAUACGGUCUACAAAGCUUUUCAUGGUACAAGUGUUCCUCUGCAUGUUCAAAAUAAAGUAUGGGGGGAAAAUCAACAUGUAUCCUGUGAAUCCACUGAGUGUCAAGUGAACAUGGAGUUGGCAUGGAGGAGUGGGAUUAAGGCAUAUCAGUGCAUACACCUCAAAUCAAUAACAUACUGUGCAUUGUAUGCCUCCUCCCCUGUACUUAAUGAAGAAACACUUACUGAGAUGGUGAAUAGCAAGUGGUUUGGUGAUGAUAAAAAGAAGCUCUGCCUUGAUCGCCAAAACAAGGCCAAAAACAGCCAUGUACCUCUGUCUGUGUGCUCUAGAAUUGGAACCCCUCAGACCAAAAAAUACAUAUCGAUUUAUGAGCCCACAGUUUCAUACUACAGUCGAUUGGGAAGAGUCAUGGUGACGUACGACACCAAAAAAAAUUCAUGGCACUGUCCUUGUGCCAGGACAAAAAGAUCAUGCCCACAUAAAUACGUAGCCAAAUGGCACUUGUUCCAAACACACCGUGAACUGUUCAGGAAAGUUCGGAGCACUGAGGAGGGGAAACACCUGAGUACAGCAACAGAGGACAAAGACAGUAAUGAUGAGGCUGAGCUGGGUAGCCAGUUAUACCCACCAAAAGAUAUACAAAAAUUGAAGGACAUCACCAUGUAUAUUUACAAGUACAAAAAGUUACCUGCUGUUCUGCCAGAACAUUUGCGGCUUCCAUCAAUGGAAAAAGAAUACCCAAGACACCUCAUACCAGAGGAGUUGAUGUGCCAGCACUGCCCAGGCAAUGUGCCAUUGAGUGAUCCAGUUCUCAUUACACAGAAGGCCAAAAUCCUCACAAACUUGUGUAUUGUUCAAGGUAGUGUGGUAGAUAUAAUUCAGUAAU